AUGGAUCCAGAACCUAUUCCUGGGCUCGAUGUCAUCAUACCGCUUGCUACUAUUUUCAGUGUUUUGGAUGCCACUUGUUUAAUUUACCUUCUUCUGAGGAUAUCGAUACGAUGGUGGACAUAUACGACUAUUCAUCGUUCUACGUUUCAAGAGGAAUCAUGUAAAAUUAUCGGUGGAAUAACAUUUUUCCUUUUUUCAUUUAAUGUGGCCCUUAAUGGAGUUUUAACUUUGACGACUUAUCUUCGAAUAUGUAGAGAAAUUGUUAUUGAUUUAGGAAUAUAUGAUUAUAAAUUAUUUUUGUCUGCUAUAUUAAUGUCAUUAACAUUAACCUUGAUCGGAAUUAAUAAUUAUGGACAGAAUCUAUUUUGGUGUUUUUUUAAUCCCACUGAUAAAAUAACGUCAUUCAUAACCAUUUCAUCGAUUAUCUUAAUAUUGUUAAUUACAAUAUAUUGUCAUAUUAUGACUUUAUUGGAUGUAUAUGUUAACAUUAAAAGAUAUGGCUCUAAAGUCAGUCGUGUUGAUAUUAUUGUUACAAGAAAAAUUACCUUUUAUGUUCUAAUCGUCAUUUUCGAAUGGUUUCCUGUUGUGGCUUUUUUAAUAUCCCAAAUAAAUCAUUCUGGCAGUAUAGCGAUUUACACUGCAGCGACACUUUCUGUAAGUUUUGGUGGAAUAGGAAAUACAAUCCUUUAUAUUAUAUAUGAAAAUUGGAAAAAUAAAUAUAGUCCAUCAACAUCUGACGAAUCUAAUGAUCUUAAUCAAAAUACAAAUGGAAGUGGUAAUAUUAGAAUAACUAAGAAAAUAGAGGUUGUAUCAACAGAUCAAACCAAUGAAAAUAGCAGCUUCGCUAAUGAAACCGGUAAUGAUAUCAAUUGA
Molecule: messenger RNA, 873 nt
Organism: Cetraspora pellucida
Lineage: Eukaryota; Fungi; Glomeromycota; Glomeromycetes; Diversisporales; Gigasporaceae
Source: the annotation of a GenBank genome assembly